Molecule: messenger RNA, 313 nt
Organism: Racocetra fulgida
Lineage: Eukaryota; Fungi; Glomeromycota; Glomeromycetes; Diversisporales; Gigasporaceae
Source: the annotation of a GenBank genome assembly
AUGAAAAAUAUGAGCAUUAAAUUAGACUUAGCUAGUAAUGAGUCUCCAGAAUUAGUUUUAGGAGAAUUAGCUGAUUAUAAUAAGAAAACAGUCUCUUUUUCAGAUACAUAUUUGUGGAGUAAUUUAAAAGAAGAUCUGUUUAAAUAUAACUAUAAUGAAAACUUAGAUAAAGCUAUUAACCUUGAAGAAGCUAUCAAUAUUGAAGUAACAGUAGAAAAAAAUUAUAGCGAUUUAAAUUUAUUAUAUGAUUCAAAUUUGGACAAAACAGACAAUAGUUUAAAUAAUAAUUUAGAUAUUGAUAGUUUAUCAAAAA